CUUAUCCAUCCAUGCAUGCAUACACAGAGGUUUUAUACAGAAAAUCAUAUACGCCCUUACAAGAGGAACUGAAAGUAAAGAAAAUGGAGUAAACAACCCACCGAGUCUAGACAAAUCAACUCGAUCGAACGAAAAGCUCCUGACAAUGGCCACUCUUGAAGCGACCGACGCGUACCCUUUACGCAAGGUCAACGUAGAGGACGCUAUCACUGACCUUCAGCUGAUGAACAUUGCCCAGCAGAUUGGGCCUGAGUCAUGGCGUAUAGUUGGACUUGAACUAGGCCUCAGGGAACCUGAACUGGCCCAUCUUGAGAGGGACCACAGAUCCAACAUUGCGGAAGGCACGUACCAAAUGCUGAUUAAGUGGCGUCGGGACCAGAUGAACGCGGAUGCGGCUUUCUGUAGUCUGCAGAACGCCUUGAUCAACGCUAAACUGGGCGCUGUCGCCCGCCAACUUACCAGAGGUUCAGUGUAUGGCAUUGACUGCAUGGACGGUGGCGGUAUCCUCAACACAAGUGGCUUGAAGGAAGAUAACUUUGAUACCCGGCAACUAAGAAGGGAACUCGAGAUGAAAUACCACUCUCAUCUCUGCACCAUGCGGCUCCUACCUUGGGAUGCGAGAUCAAGAGUCGCCGUCGAUCGUUACUUUACCGACAUUGGGAUUUCACUGGAAGAUACCUCGGUGCGGCAACACACGAAGAUUUCCUUGGAACAUCAUCGCCAUGACAUAUUUACAAUCAGCGCGGCGAAGAACUUACCUACUAACCGGAUCCUUCUUCAGGGAAAUUCAGGAUCAGGGAAAUCGACGGUUGUUGCGAAGCUGGCGCUUGAUUGGAUUACGCGUCAUCCAAAAUCACUUCUCAAAGACCUCCCACUUCUGUUCGUUCUCCCAUUGCAUAAGUUGAACGAAACGUCGAAUUUUGGAGAAGCUGUGCGAGAACAUCUACUACCAGAGGACACGACGUUCACAGCAGAGGCCAUCGAAGCAUACGUGAAAGCGAAUCCAAGAGAAUCCUUGCUCGUUCUAGAUGGACAUGAUGGGAUGAUGAAAAGCAAGGCGAAAGGUGAUAAGGUUGGGAACCUGGUGAAGAUCAUUGAGAACAAACGCCUGACAGAGUGCAAGGUUCUUGUAACGUCAAAGUAUUGGAGCGUGGCGCAGAUGAAGGAAUCGGUCAUUCGAGAAUAUACCCUUCUGGAGAUGGAAGGCUUCAAGGUAGAAGAUACUUUCUCUUACAUAAUAUCUUACUUUGAAGAUGACGAAAAGAUGGCACAAGGUUUGAUUCGUCAUAUUGAAGCCUGUCCGGAUCUGAUGGAGAGCUUAUGUCCGUGUCCUCUUUUUUGUUCCAUCUUAUGUCACCUCUGGGAAGAAGAUCUCAGCAAAGGAGGAGGGAUCGUCUGGGAACCAGCAGCCAGAUGACAGAUCACAUCGCCCGCAGUCUAUGGACGCACCUAGAGGCUAAGAACAAGGACGAAGAUCUCAACGAUGAAUUAGGUAGUCACAGGCUUAACUCAGAGUCCACGCACAGUUCAAGGAUAUCUUUUCUCUGUAAAAGGUUGAGUGUUGUCAGGAAACGGUCGACGAAAAAAGGACUUGUUGGAGGAAUUCCUAGGCAUUCGCUAAAAUCCACGAUGUCCCGCCUGGGUAAGGUUGCUCUGGAGAAAUUAGUAUCAAGGAACCCCGAUGGAGAGUUAGAACAGAAUGAUGUUAUUUUUUGCCGUGAGUUCACAGAAAUUGGUCUAGCAGCAGGAAUUCUAUCCCACAAUCGAGGGGAAAGCAGUGGGUUCCCACUUCGGAAAGGCUUUCAGAGUGAAAACCUUAAAGGGGUGCGAUUCAGCGACAAGGGAAUGACGCAGAAGUGUGCAGCUGUCCAUCUGGCAUCUCUCUGGAAGAGAAACCAUGCCAAAUUCACAGAGGUUCUCAAGCACUUGAAGGACAAGUUUGUCGCUGAGGAAUUCGAGAUCGUAUUAAUGCUUGCUUGCGGUGAAGAUGCUAAUGUGGCAAGAGAAAUCCUCCAGCACCUUUCUUCUGUUUCAGCUUCGCACGACCUAAUGCUGAAAUGCUAUUUUGAGUGUCCUGAAGAAGUAUCAGUAGACGAGGAAAUGGCCCGAAUAUUUAAGGAAAAGUAUUAUGUGGCCCUCUCCAGCCCAGGGUGCUACUCACUUUCUGCACUGAAGUAUUUUCUCAAGAAAUGGAGUACGGAUAACUCUGAAAUCAGAAAACUGUUGAUAUCGGCUCUUCCCUUGAGCAGCAUGCGGAGCUUUGUAGAGGCACUCGAGAGGGAGCGUUGCAGAAGCAUUUCUACCAUGAGCUUGUCCUGGUGUGACCUUGAAGAAACCGACACAUCAGCACUGCUCUAUGCACUUGGAAAUCUUCCCUCACUGUCAGAAUUGACCAUGCCCGGUUCAACGAUUGGACCAGGUUUCAUCCAGCACAUCAGUCGUCUGCCACAAGGAUGCUUCGAGAGCCUGGAAACCCUCGAAUUGCCAAUCUUCACCGCUUGCGCCGAUUCGUUCUUUAGAGCAGUUUUCUGGUCCGGUCAAUUUCCAGUACUUCUGAGAGCCGUUCUCACCAUCCAGGACAUCUGCUCUAAUAGCACUCAGCACAAGGAUGAUGAUGAAAUGGAGGAACAUACGAUUCCGACACACCUGCGGAAGAUAACUUUGAAAAGCAGCAAUCUCGCCCUCCACGGAUCUCAACGCUUUGCUAAAACCCUCACCAAUGCAACAAAGCUGAUGGGCUAUCCCUUAUCAACUGUAACUUCCAUCCCGACUUUUUUGGUCAGAUCGGUGAGCUGCUGGUCCUGAGAAAAGUUGUCUUGCGCAUGGAAUCGUGGAAGGGACUCCACUUGGAGACUUUCCUGAAGAAGUGCCCAAGACUGAGUCACAUGGAAAUCAACUACCCAUCUUCAUCUCGGCAUGAGGACGUGGAGGAGACGUUAGCGGUCAUCCCUCGUAUCUUGUCCAGUCUACCAGGCUUGAAUACCAUGCACGUUUCGGUGGGUGUCGGCUGCGACUUCAGAGCUAACGAUGACACCUUGAAGGCGAUCUGUGAGGCUUUGAAGAGCUGCAAGGCGCUUAACAGACUAAUCAUCACCGGUAUUAAGAUGAACACGCAACGUGGGAUAGACAUCAUUCGUACCUGCCAAGGUACCUCCGUCCGAAUACUUGCUCUCACCGCAUGUUUCCGACCAGAAGAAGAUUUGACGGAGCUGAGGCAAUUGCGUGAUGAGGUGAACAAAGGCAAGGCAAUGGUAGUUGAAUGCUGAGCAGAGGCAUCGUAAAGCAAGACACCGCUCUUCGUGUACCUCGCGCCCGUUAAACCUUGGACUAAAGGUUGUGGGGUUGGAGACGCUUGGAGAGAAUCCCCUGAUAAAUAUUUUCAUCUAAUUUUACAGAUGAAUCUUAUUACAGACUAAGUAGUUUCAUGCUGAAUACGUUGCUAUCCUUUCUGUUUCUGCAAGAUUGUUGAAUAAACUACCACUAUCUUGAAGACUGCUGCAUCUAACAAACAAAAAAAGGAGAAAAAUAAACAACUUUUAGAGGCCCAUCAAUUUUGUUAAAGACCAUGAAUAUUCAUAAGUAUUUAUUGGCCUAAUCAGUACUUUGGUGGUGUUUCAUUACUUUCUAAC
Molecule: messenger RNA, 3629 nt
Organism: Strongylocentrotus purpuratus (purple sea urchin)
Lineage: Eukaryota; Metazoa; Echinodermata; Echinoidea; Camarodonta; Strongylocentrotidae
Product: NACHT, LRR and PYD domains-containing protein 14-like
Exons: 5
Coding region: 146-1417 (423 amino acids)
Biological process (GO): signal transduction
Molecular function (GO): protein binding
Source: RefSeq, a predicted model, not a curated record